CAGUAAAGCCUGCUCCAAACUUCUCAGCUGUUGACAGGCUUGACUUGCUGAGAACACUGGUUAAAUAUAGCACAAGCGAGCUGAGCUCAACAAAGUCAUUGCUGUAACACUGUGUGAAGAGACCAGAAGAGGGGAAAUACAAUCUGAGAACUAAACUGCCAAAGCCUAACACCACCUAGCAACAGUUGAAAAAACUUUUCAACAAAAGUCUGGGUGAGACACAGACAGAGUAUACCCCCUACUUCUCCUGCCUGGGAUUUCUGUGGGAAGCAGCCACGGUCUUCUGUUCUCUACCCUAUUGCCUUCACCACUGCUGCUGGUGGACCUAGAAAAGUGGGAAAAGUUUCUCUCUUUGUGUUCUUCUGGGCUGGAUCAGGCUCCUACUGUGGUAGUACUGUGGGACAGGCUCCUGUGAUCUUGAGGUGUAAAGGAUAUUUUCCGAGGUUCUUCUUGCUCACAGGGAGCAGCAGGGACCCCAGUCAGCCUCAGGUGGGAGCAGCAAAGCAAUGCCACAGGGACACCUCCAUCCUCGACUCUCUCCUCCCGGGUGCAGACCUAGAUUCUAGCGAAGUCCGUGCUCCGGCAGCGUCCCUCGACACAGAUAGGGAUGAGAUCCCGAAACCAAGGUGGAGAAAGCUCGUCUAACGGGCACUUCUCCAGUUCCAAGCCUGUCGUCAGCCAUGGAGAGAACGAAAAACUUCAGGAGGAUGCCAAGAAAAAGAACAAACCUCAUCGGAAAGAAGAUGAGGUCAUGGUAUCUGCAACAGUCAAACGGCACUCAAAAUCACCUGGACCUAGUGAACGAAAAAACAAGAAGUCCAUAGAGCUUUCUAAAGAGGACUUAAUAAAACUCCUCAGUAUAAUGGAAGGAGAACUGCAGGCAAGGGAAGAUGUGAUCCACAUGCUGAAGACAGAGAAAACCAAACCUGAAGUUUUAGAAGCUCAUUACGGAUCUGCAGCUCCAGAGAAUGUGCUUCGAGUGCUACACAGGGAUGCUAUCCUUGCCCAAGAAAAAUCAAUAGGAGAAGAUGUCUAUGAGAAACCAAUCUCAGAGCUAGACAGACUUGAAGAAAAGCAGAAGGAGACAUAUCGACGCAUGCUGGAACAACUCCUCUUGGCAGAGAAGUGCCAUCGCCGCACAGUUUAUGAGCUAGAAAAUGAGAAACAUAAACAUACAGAUUACAUGAACAAGAGUGAUGACUUUACCAACCUCUUGGAGCAGGAGCGUGAGAGGUUGAAGAAACUUCUUGAGCAGGAGAAGAUCUAUCAAGCCCGCAAGGAGAAAGAACAUACAAAGAGACUCAGUAAACUAAGAGAAGAACUAGUUAAGCUCAAAUCGUUUGCACUCAUGCUGGUGGAUGAAAGACAAAUGCAUAUUGAACAACUUGGUCAACAAAGCCAGAAAAUACAAGACCUAAAUCAAAAACUAAAGGAAGAAGAAGAAAAGCUUAAAAUUCUUAGCGCAAAAACAAAAGAAGAUGGACAAAAACUGAUGAAGUUAGAAACAGAACUUGAACACAGGACAUUAUCGUUUUCUCAAGAACAUGAGGAGAUGACUGCUAAACUGGUUAAUCAGGAGUCACAUAAUAGACAGCUAAGGCUUAAGCUAGUUGGGUUGACUCGUCGAAUAGAGGAGCUUGAAGAAACUAACAAAAAUCUUCAAAAAGCUGAGGAGGAACUUCAGGAACUAAGAGAUAAGAUAGCAAAAGGGGAAUGUGGGAACUCUAGCUUAAUGGCAGAAGUAGAAAACCUCCGCAAGCGUGUGCUUGAAAUGGAGGGAAAAGAUGAAGAGAUCACAAAAACUGAAUCCCAGUGUAAAGAGCUGAAGAAUAAACUGCAAGAAGAAGAGCACCAUAGCAAGGAGCUGAAACUUGAAGUAGAAAAAUUGCAGAAAAGAAUGGCAGAACUAGAGAAACUGGAAGAGGCUUUUAGUAAAAGUAAGUCUGAAUGCACCCAGCUACACUUAAGCUUGGAGAAAGAAAAGAAUGUGACUAAAGAUUUGAUAAAUGAGUUGGAAGUGGUGAAGACUCGAGUAAAAGACCUUGAGUCAUCAGAAAGCAAGUUGGAAAAGGCUGAAAUAAGCUUAAAAGAUGACCUUACAAAGCUGAAGUCAUUUACUGUAAUGUUGGUUGAUGAACGAAAAAAUAUGAUGGAAAAAAUAAAGCAGGAGGAAAAAAAGGUUGAGGGUUUAAACAAGAAUUUUAAAGUGGAACAAGGGAAAGUUAUGGAUGUUACUGAGAAGCUGAUAGAAGAAAGUAAGAAAUUUUUGAAAUUGAAAUCUGAAAUGGAGGAAAAGGUGUCUAGUUUAACGAAGGAAAGAGAUGAGUUAAUAGGCAAACUGAGAAGUGAAGAAGAAAAAUCCUCUGAACUAAGCUGCAGAGUUGACCUGUUAAAGAAAAGAAUUGAUGGUAUGGAGGAAGUAGAAAGAGAAAUAACAAGGGGUCGAGCCAGAAAAGGACCAGAGCAUGCUUGUCAUGAGGACAACAAGAUUAAAGAACUUACCGUUGAAAUUGAAAAACUGAAAAAACGUCUCAAGCAAUUGGAAGUGGUUGAAGGAGAUUUGAUGAAGACGGAAGAUGAAUAUGAUCAGCUAGAGCAGAAAUUUAGGACUGAGCAAGACAAAGCUAACUUUCUUUCUCAACAGUUGGAGGAGAUGAAACUCCAGAUUGCCAAAAACAAAGCAAUAGAAAAAGGUGAAGCAGUGAGUCAGGAAGCAGAGUUGAGGCACAGAUUUCGUCUGGAAGAGGCUAAAAACAGAGAUUUGAAAGCAGAAGUUCAAGCUCUUAAGGAGAAAAUCCAUGAGCUGAUGAAUAAAGAAGACCAGCUUUCCCAGAUCCAAGUUGAUUAUUCAGUUCUUCAGCAGAGAUUUAUCGAAGAAGAAAAUAAGAACAAAAGCAUGGGACAGGAAGUUUUGAACUUAACAAGAGAGUUAGAGCUUUCUAAGCGUUACAGUCGUGCUCUGAGGCCCAGCAUAAAUGGACGGAGAAUGGUAGAUGUUCCUGUGACAUCCACUGGUGUGCAAACAGAUGCUGUAAGCAGUGAAGCAGCAGAAGAAGAAACUCCAGCUGUGUUUAUAAGGAAGUCUUUCCAGGAGGAGAAUCACAUCAUGAGCAAUUUGCGACAGGUAGGUCUGAAAAAACCCAUGGAGCGUUCUUCAGUGCUUGAGAGAUAUCCUCCAGCAGCUAAUGAACUUGCAAUGAGGAAAUCUUGGAUACCGUGGAUGAGGAAGAGGGAAACUGGGGCUCAGGUAACUCCUGACAAAGGAGCCCGAAGCCAUGGUAGUGCAGGCCAUCCUGGGGAGGUUGUCCUAUCACCAAAGCAAGGUCAACCUCUUCAUAUUCGGGUGACGCCAGAUCAUGAGAAUAGCACAGCUACUUUGGAGAUAACCAGUCCAACCUCAGAGGAAUUUUUUUCAAGCACCACUGUCAUUCCUACUUUGGGAAAUCAGAAGCCACGAAUAACCAUCAUUCCCUCUCCAAACGUUAUGUCCCCAAAAGGAAAAGGCAGUGAAAGUCCGAUGGGCCCAGAUCGCUCUAUGUCUCCAGUCACUAUAACAACAUUCUCCAGGGAAAAGUCUCCAGAUGGAGGAAGAGCACCCUUUGUGGACAGACCUGCAUCACCAAUCCAGAUUAUGACAGUAUCGACAUCUGCAGCACCAGCAGAAAUUUCUGUUUCUCCGCAGUCACAAGAUAUGACCAUGGGAAGGGCUGUCUUCAAAGUAACACCGGAAAAACAAACUGUCCCAACUCCAAUUCGGAAGUACAAUGCCAAUGCCAACAUUAUAACAACAGAAGACAACAAAAUUCACAUCCACUUAGGUUCUCAGUUUAAGCGCUCUCCUAGUGCUGCAUCUGACGGUGCAAGCCCUGUGAUAACAGUCAGACCAGUGAACAUAGCAGCAGAAAAAGAAGUUGUGACUGGUACCGUCCUGCGAUCGCCCCGGAACAAUCUGUCCUCACGACCUGGAGCAAGCAAAGUGACAAGUACUAUCACUAUAACUCCUGUUACAACGUCUUCCACACGAGGAACACAAUCAGUGACAGGACAGGAUGGGUCAUCCUCGAGACCUACACCCACCCGCAUUCCUGUGUCAAAAGGUAUGAAAGCAGGAAAGCCAGUAGUGGCAGCCCCAGGAGCAGGAAAUAUGACAAAAUUCGAGCCUCGUGCCGAGACUCAAUCUAUGAAAAUAGAACUGAAGAAGUCUUCAGCCAGCAGCUCUACCUCCCUGGGCGGGGGGAAGGGCUGAUGGCAGUGGCUGAGGGGGUAGGUUACGCAGGUUUUACUGCUACCAUGGAAGUCAGCCCCCUGUCUGUUUAGUUGCUAAUGUGUGCAUAUACUAAUUAAGUCCUGCAGCUGAUAACAAACUAAUGAGUGUGUGCAUUGACUACUUAAUUUAACAACAUCCUUUUGUUUUCUUAACUGAGGGGGGCAAAGCCAUCAGGAAGGCAAGGGUACCCCAGGAAUGCUUUCAGACUGGGACGCGAGAACGGGCAACCACACCAGUGCAGGAUAAUUCUUAGUUACAGAACUGGUCACUUUUUAUGAAAUUGUGGGUAGUUUGGUCACUACAAUAGACUGUAGAUAGAUUGGUUUGUUUUAAUAGAUUGUCUUGCACCUUAGUGGAUCACCUUCCACCUUGGCUACUGCAUGGAGCACUUUCCUUCCUGUUUCUGGUCACUUCACACUUUUGAGAGACCUGGUUGCCUAGGGAAGCAAUGCUAGGGAACAGUAUGUUUGAUGUUACAUUUUAAUAAAAGCUAGUUUCUCAGCAGAGGGAGGGAGAGGAAAGAGAAAGGACCGGCACCAUGUGACCAACCCUCUCUCUACGAACCUCUCGUCUAAAUCAGUGUUUCUCUGUUUUGUGCCACAUUAUCAAGGGCGUUAAAAAAUUCAUGGGGGUAGGGAGGCUGGGAGGUUGCAAAAUGUUAGGCAGCAGCAGUACUAGGUAGCAGAUCAUUUCUUCCAAGGUGGGGUUAAGACUUGUAGUCAGUACUUACAGCCGGGUCUCACUUCUCUGACUUGGGGAGACUGAGACAAGACAGGAGUCAAAGAAAGGCAGGUGAGCCAAAAGGUGGUUAGUCUUUAAAAAAAAGUUUGAGAAACAUUGAUCUAGUUAAAGUCAGUACAGUCCAUUUGUGCCUGCUCCAAAGACCACUAAAGUCUAUGCAGCAAGUCAUUCCAUUGUCUUCAUUAGCCUUUUGAUUUUCCUCAUAAGGGGAAAUUGUGUUAUAUAAACGUUCAUUGCUAAGCAUCCUUCUGUCCUAUGGGAAGUCCUUAACAUAGACUGCUAGUGGCAGAAACUGCUGUCUAAGAACACAGCUCAGGUACAGACAGUGAAAGAGACAGGGCUUGGUAUGUAAGUUACUCUGAAUGCUCAGUUGUUCGAUAGGUUUCUCUUAAAUACGGACCACAGUACCAUGGAGAUCCACCUCUUUUUUUCUUCUUUGUGAUUUCCUUGUUUACAUGUUUGCGUUUUGGAGCAUGCUUUAAGGAAUCGUUUCAGCAUGGGAAUGGGUGUGGAUGCAGAUGACUGUUUAAUAACCCUACAGUUAUUUCAGGGCAUUUGCAUUAAGUGAUCAAUUUCCAGAGAAGAAAGUUACAAACAAGAAAAAAUGAGCUGAGCAGACUGAUAAACAUGAGUUUUAAAACUUGUAUAAUACUUUACCAUUCAGGCAAGCUAUAAAGGACCCAGUGGUUGGGAAUAGGUUUCAGAAGAAAAGACAGGAAGACAAUUGAUGAAUAACAAAUACAGCUCACAGAAAAGAAAAUGCACCACCGGGUGAAGUAUUAAAUGGCUUUCUCUUUGGGAGGAGAGAUUUGAUAGAAGAAUCUACUAUGGAAGGUCAGCAAAAUUAUAUUCAGUCCAAGCAAUGUUUAGUCUUCAGUCAGCCCUUUGCACUGCUCUCCUGUUUAAGAUCCACAUAUGUACAUUAUCCCAGAGUAAAGCCAGCAUUUUAUUAUUCGCGUGAAAGGUAUUGUGUCCAGGAUGUAAAAGCUGCCAUCACAUCUGAAAAGAAGUAGGCUUUAAUUUUCACAUGUGUGUAGCACCUGCAAUACCUGUUAAUUUUAAAGUUCUGGUUUCCAUGAUAUCUGAAAAUCAGACUCAUAUUAGUAUCAUUUCUCAUAACAUUUUGUUCCCGGUAUUUUGGAUAAAACUUGGAAGUUGGAAUUAGCAAGCAACGUAAGUAACAAUGCCAGAAAUACAUCAGAUUCUCUCAACUAAUUGUUAUCACUUAAAGCCUCAAUUUGUCAAUAAAUUGUUGCUGAGAUCUUACUGUUCCUACCGUAACACAGACUUUUUAGCAGAUGUUUGAAGAAAACACGUUAUUAUGAGCUUCUAGCUGCAUAUGCACUCUAAAUACUGGCACUGAAGCAAGCCUUCAGUUCAGAACAGUCAUUUAAAUAAUACUGCAAACAUGAGCCCCAAGCUAAUGUGGCUCGAUACAGUGAUGAACUACAGCUGGCUUAAGCUUUGCUUUUCAAAUCUUUUUUCUAAAAAAAACCUAGCUAUUCCGUAGUUAACUGUUGCUAUACCCAGGGCAAUAUGGUAAGUGUGCCUGUAAUUGAAAAAUUUGUUUGUUUUGGAUGAGAUCUGAGAAACUAAUUCACCUGAAGAAACAAGUCAGCCUUACAGAACUUGAAAUCCAGGGCACGUAAACUAGGGCAACAGAACCAGAACUGAAGGCGCAAGCUAGGAAUUACUUUUGUAGGGUCAGUAGGGCUUCCUGAGACAGACUCAAUAAAUUCCAGACAGGUCAGACGAAGGAUCCAGUUAUUUUUCCCAGGGGCAGCACAACAAAAAGGAACUUUUACUUCCUAAGCCAACCCAACAGAAGUCCAAAGAGUUGGAGUCAGGCAACUGGUUUAACUGCUAACUGAAAAUAUAUAUUUAGUUGCACUCAUUAUUUUUUAAUAUCUGUUUUAAUUCACCUGAGAUACUUGUUUAAUAAAUGCAGAAGAAGGUUCUGGUGAUGAUAUUGUACAAAAAGAAAGUAUAUGGUUCAGAAGUCUUAAAAGGUGAAGCAUAAUUGUCUUUUAUCAUCCUGGAGUUUCCUCUGAAUCUGAAGACAUUUUAUGUUUAGUGACUGUAGUAAAGUUCUUCAUUCACGGUCAGCUCCAAAGGGCGAUGGAGACAACCAAUUCUAAAUACAAUAUGUAAAGCCCCAGCACAGCUACCACCUUGCCUGGAGAUGCCUCUGUCAUUUGUCUAGCAAUGUUUCAGUUUUGACUUAGCUAGCACUACAGCCUCUAAACCUGAGAUCCGUAAUCUAGGUAUCCUUUUCUUUCCUCUCAGUGCUUUAAUUCAGGCCGCAAUUUCAUUGUCACUUCACGUCGGCGUAUAACCCACCACUGGAGUCAAAUGAUGCAGUCUUGUCUUUUCAUCACCUCCAGCCAAUCCAGCGCUCUCUUCCAUACAGUUGUCCCUUGAGAUGGCCCAAGUGUUGGAAAUUAACUGGGGAACUGAUCUGAACUCAAAAGAAUCUGGUGAAAAGCAUAAAGGCUAGAUUUAACCUAGCUCAGUUCCACAGUGGUAUUCAGACUCUUGUGCCAGAAAAGGAAAGAGAGAAGUGUAGGAAACCAGUGGCUGUUCUGAAGUGACUGUGGAAUCAUGAAUGCCUCCUAGGAGAUCAAGUACCACAGAAAUGUAGGUGCAGUGCUGCUUAUUUUAAACAGUUCUUGGUUGAAGCCUUCCUUCAAAGGUUGGAGAGAGGCUCCCUUUCUCACCGAUAUCUAAUGAGAUUCAAACCCACAUUAGCUCCAACCAAGUCUGCCAGUAGCAUGGAGAGACAGUUGAGGGGGAAAGAGGGUGACAUUCUCAUUCCUUCCUAUAAAGGCUGUACUCUUUCACAUGGAGUGCUCUGCUAUUCACUGAGCAGAAACAAGAGACUAGUUGAGCGGUGAGGGUACAGAACUAGUAGGAGGGAGCGCCAGACUGGUCCCUGUUCCAAAGGCUGCUCUUGAGCCUGGCUUUCCGUGAAAAGAAGGCUUGUAAGAUGAGACUGUCUGUGUUUAUCCAUCCCUCCAUCUGUCCUCUGUUGGUGAAUAACACUGAACCCCUCAACCACAUUCAGCCAAAUCUGACAAAGCAAUAGGGGCCUCUAGAAUAAGAAGUUCCUCCAGUUUAAUGAAGAGGGUGACUGAGAAGAGGAGAAAGACCUUAACAAUGCCUGCACUGCAGGAAAGAAUGUGGCGUGAGCUCACGCUUAUACGACAUCAAAGAACCAACACAAGAGAGUGAUGUCAGAAAUGCCCCAGGGACAAGCUUUGUUCAGACCUCAGAUUUCAUUAGGCAGCAAAGACUCAAACUGUGAGACACAAAUCCAGGGGAAAACAUCAGUUUUAGCCUCUAUUUGCAGGGCUGCUUCUUGUGCAUUUUACAUGACUGGAUUAGAAUGCAGUAAACGAGGGCUUCCUCUGCCCAGGUGAUCAUCUGGAAUUACUAAUCAUCAUGUUUUCUCUCUCUUUUCCCUUUUUCUCUGUAUUAUUAUUAUUUGUUAUGAAGUGGGACAUUUUCAGUAGCAAAAUCCAUCCAAACCAGGGUAAUCUCGAUGGUUGCAGUAGUCUUUUGAAAGCGGGAGGAUAUGGAUUUGAAUCCUUUUAGGGAGAGGUGAAAUUUGAACCUGGCAUAUUUGUAUCAGAAGGGAAAAUUUCUACCUCUUUCUUAGUCCUUUAAUAUCUUUCAGUUUUUUAAAAAAUCUUGAGAAAGAGCCUGAUCAGCUUACUUCAUGAGCAGAUUGCAGUCACAGCACAGGAAGGAGCUUCUGGCAAUGACACCUAAAAAGACACCUAAAUCUCAGAGAAGCCCAGAAUUCAGGAUUUACAACUUUGUCCUCAGAAUAGUUUCUUGGCUGUUAUUUAGGUGGCUUCCUGCUCAGCGUGCUGGUUUUUCUGGAUCCUGUUCUGAGUUAUCACUCUCCUCGUGAGUGAUAAAGAUGACGAGGUAUCGAGUACGCAAUUACGAAUUCACGUGGAUAGCUGGCUUCACAAAAGUGAGACCAUAGUGGCAUGAGCAUUUUAAGGUAGCCGAAAAGCUGCCCUUUGCCCAUCCUGCCGCAUGCCAUAGUCACAGCAGUGCCAAAGACCUUGCUUGGAUAUGGCCACUGGUGCCUCAGAAGUUCUGUCUGUGAAAAAAGUCUGACGGCAAGCCGUUUUAUGUCUCAGUAAUGUCCCAUUAUAUCUGUGCAGUGUUAUGAUCAAGCCACAAGGUCUCAGCUCUCUGUCUGUUUCUGUCUCUGUCUGUCUGUCUCAGCUCUCUUGUUCUCUACAUUGUCACAAUCAUAAUAUUACAGAAUAAUUUCGGUUGGAAGGGACCUCUGGAGAUCUUCUGUUUCAACCCCCUGCUCAAAACAGGGCUAACGUCAAAGACUGAUGAAGUUACUCGAGGCCUUGUGCAGUCGAGUUUUGAGUAUCUCCAAGGAAGGAGACUCCACAGCCUUUCUGGACAAGUUGUUCCAGUGUCUGACCAUCCUCACUGCAAAGGACUUUUUGGAGUAUCUAAUCUGAAUUUCCCUGGCUGCAGUCUGUGUCCUCGUCCCAUUAGCUAAGGAAGUUGGUCUAUAGCAGCUUUCAGCUAAUAUAUAUUCAUGCUGACACCAGAAAGAGGGUGGCAGUGCUGCUAACUUCUGACUUCUGCUCCUUCCCUGGUGCUGGUAGAGCCAUAACUUCAGCUUGAUCGGGACUGGCUGACAGCUCGUCUUUGCCUUUCUGGUGGGGCUCAAUGUCAGCUUGAGAGGCCCUCUGUUCUGGCUGCCUGUGUAGUCAUGCAAGCAGGAGUGAUAGCUCAAACCCAGCAGUGGGAACCUACAACUUGGGGCAGCAGUAAGGCAGAGAGGAGGGAAGAGCAUGAGCCGAUACCGAUCAGCAUACACUGACUGAGAAGGGUGCGCCCUGAAUUUUCCAGUUGAUCUGUGUGAUUUUAAAUCUAGUUCCUAACGAAAGUUUUUCGCUGCGCUGUCCAGGUUAGAUCCUAUCACCUGAAUUAUCGUUACAUAUAUGCAUACAUAUAAUGAUUCCUAACGUAAUCAUUAGCAGAGCAAUUCAUUUGAGUAAGUAGGAUUGAAAAUGAGGGAGCAAAGAACUUUAUUUAUAGUCCCUGGGGGAUUCGUCUCAGGUCUUUAAACAUGCUAAGUAAACAAUAGCUUGAAAGAAACAGGGAGAUGUUGAUUUCUUUUGCCCACCUUUUUUUCUCUUUGUGACAUCCAUUAGUGUGAUUUUUCAAAAGAACAAGUAACACUCUGUGACUCUUCUGAAUAUAGAGUAUGCAUGUUACCCUGUUUAAACCUCAAACCGCUUACAGCAUAUAGUAAUUAGUAUCAUGUGAGUAAUCUCUGAAGUCACAUUAAUCUGUUGAGUCAUGCCAGUUAGAUGCCAGAUGGUAUGUUACUGCCUGAAAUAUGUUGCACAUGUUCUCAAACAUGCUCAGUAUUUACAUGACUAUUCAGUGAUUCUGACCAGUUGAGAACCGUAUCUUUAAAGAGGGUAGGCUACUGUCCUGCUGCGUUUCAGGGUUUUUUAGCGAAAGCUGCAACUGUAAGGACAAUUUUCAGACUAAUUAUAUGUCGCUAUCACACAUCAGUGGCUGAUCUCAUUGAGUCAGUUUGAAACCUGUAGUUUGCUGGCAGGAGUCCCUAUGAGCUCAUCUUUCGAACUUGUUUUCAUUUAGGGGAAUGUUUUUCUCCCUUAAGUCUGUGUGAAAUAUUUUCU
Messenger RNA from Struthio camelus australis, 10704 nucleotides. NCBI's taxonomy places the organism in Eukaryota, Metazoa, Chordata, Aves, Struthioniformes, Struthionidae. The record is from RefSeq and is a predicted model, not a curated record.